CUCGUUCAUUCAGGCGGUAAAUUAGAUUUCUUAUUUUUUUCAUUCAAACAAGACUUUACUGAUGCUUCUGAACCAGCGACAAAGCCUUGUCACAAUCUUGCGUGUCUGCACAAAGAAUGGACUUUCUGAUCAAGGCCGUCAAGUUCACUGCUUUCUUCUCAAGUUGGGAUCGUGCUUAGAUCUGUUCACGAGCAAUUAUCUUAUAGAUAUGUAUAGCAAAUGCAGAGAACCCGUCACCGCUCACAAGGUGUUCGACAAAAUGCCUGAGAGAAACGUUGUUUCAUGGACGGCUCUCAUGAGCGGACACGUACUCAACGGUGAACUCAACGGAUCAUUAUCUCUCUUCAGCAAGAUGGUGCGUCACGGUGUUAGCCCUAACGAGUUCACUCUCUCGACGAAUCUCAAAGCUUGUGGCUUGCUUAAGGCACUUGAAAAGGGAUUGCAGAUACAUGGGUUUUGUUUGAAGAUGGGGUUUGAAACCAUGGUUGAGGUUGGGAACUCUUUGGUUGACAUGUACUCAAAAUGUGGAGGGAUCAAUGAAGCUGAGAGAGUGUUUGGUUCGAUGGUUGAUACUAGUUUGAUAACGUGGAAUGCUAUGAUAGCUGGGUAUGUACAUUCAGGGUAUGGUGGUAGAGCUUUGGAUACGUUUAGGAUGAUGCGAGAAAGACCGGACAAGUUCACUUUGACUAGCUUGUUAAAGGCUUGCAGUAGCAUUGGUAUGAUUCACGGAGGUAAACAGAUUCAUGGGUUUUUGAUCAGGAGUGGGUUUCCUUGUUCAAGCUCAGCAACGAUAACAGGUUCUAUUGUUGAUUUAUAUGUCAAGUGUGGUGAUCUCUUUGGUGCUCGGAAAGCUUUUGAUCAGAUCAAGGAGAAGACAAUGAUCUCAUGGAGCUCACUGAUUCUUGGAUAUGCUCAAGAGGGUGACUUCGUGGAGGCGAUGAGUUUGUUUAGGCAGCUAAGGGAGCUAACCUCUCGGGUAGACAGUUUUGUUCUCUCUGGGAUCAUUGGCGUCUUUGCUGACUUUGCCCUAUUGCGGCAAGGGCAACAAAUGCAAGCGCUUGCUGUUAAACUCCCAUCUGGGUUAGAAACAUCUGUUUCAAACUCGGUGGUGGACAUGUACCUCAAGUGUGGGUUAGUUGACGAGGCUGAGAAAUUUUUUGACGAAAUGCAGUCGAGAGAUGUGAUCUCCUGGACGGUGAUGAUCACUGGCUACGGGAAGCAUGGGCUUGGGAAGAAAGCAGUUAGUGUUUUUAAACAAAUGUUGAGAUACAACAUUGAGCCUGACGAUGUAUGCUACUUAGCUGUACUCUCAGCUUGUAGCCACUCUGGUUUGAUCAAAGAAGGAGAAGAACUUUUCUCGAACUUACUAGAGACGCCUGGGAUCAAACCUAGAGUAGAGCACUACGCGUGCGUUGUUGAUCUAUUAGGACGAGCUGGUCGUUUGAAGGAAGGUAAACAUCUCAUUGACUCAAUGCCUGUGAAACCGAACGUUGGAAUAUGGCAAACACUUCUUAGCGGAUGUAGACUACACGGAGACAUCGAGCUAGGGAAAGAAGUGAGUGAGAUUCUUUUGAGGAUCGAUGGAAACAAUCCUGCGAAUUACGUGAUGGUGUCUAAUCUCUAUGGACAAGCUGGUUACUGGCAGGAGCAUGGGAAGGCAAGAGAGGUUGGGAAGACGAGAGGGUUGAAGAAAGAAGCCGGUAUGAGCUGGGUUGAGAUUGAGAGAGAGGUUUAUUUCUUCCGUAGCGGAGAGGAUUCGCAUCCCCUAACGCCAAGGAUUCAGGAGGCUUUGAGAGAAGUUGAAAGAAGAAUGAGGGAAGAGUUGGGAUAUGUUUAUGGUUUGAAACAAGAGAUGCAUGAUAUAGACGAUGAGUCCAAGGAGGAGAACUUAAGAGCUCACAGUGAGAAGCUAGCGAUUGGUCUGGCGUUGGCGUCAGGGGGGUUGAACCAGGAAGCAAAGACGAUAAGAGUGUUUAAGAACUUGAGGGUAUGCGUAGAUUGUCAUGAGUUCAUCAAGGGGUUGUCUAAGAUAAUGAAGAUAAAGUUUGUUGUGAGAGAUGCUGUUCGGUUUCAUAGUUUUGAAAAUGGUUGUUGUUCCUGUGGAGAUUACUGGUGACUCUUAAGGUUUGAUUACUUCUGCUAAGCAUUGAACUGGGUUUCAUGCUAAUGUCCGAAACUCUAGAGCUACUCAGAAGAGAAAAGAAUGCUUACAAACACACCUCAGAAGGGCAUCUUAGGGUUGCUCCAUGGAAGACUGAGAUUCAUAGAGGUCAGAUGAAGAUAUAUGUCAGAUCACCUUGCUUGAUUUAACACUAAUGUGACUUGUGAGUAUAGCUUAGCUGUGUUGUGUGAUUUGAAUUUGGUCAUCACAUAUUUGUGAGUAGAUUUAUUUUAGAAUCUCGUCGGUCCGUUUACUUCAUCUGCAAGUCUGUGGAUGUUCGAAUGGAUUGGUAUUGUUCUUUGGUUAGUAUCAUUUUGAUUACUCAGUAUGAUACUAAUGUACUUACUUUUUGUGCCCAUAGAAUGUUGUUCUAAUAUC
Brassica oleracea var. oleracea is the source of this 2539-nucleotide messenger RNA. Its product is annotated as putative pentatricopeptide repeat-containing protein At3g15130. The coding region runs from base 62 to 2116 and encodes 684 amino acids. The transcript has a single exon. Gene Ontology annotation, biological process: RNA modification. NCBI's taxonomy places the organism in Eukaryota, Viridiplantae, Streptophyta, Magnoliopsida, Brassicales, Brassicaceae. Gene Ontology annotation, molecular function: zinc ion binding; RNA binding; protein binding. The record is from RefSeq and is a predicted model, not a curated record.